UCCUUCCGCCGCGGUAUCCUUCCGCCGGCGGGGGCAGCCCUUCCGCACGGCCCCGCUCCGCCAUCGCGGCCCCGCAGCGCCCGCAGCGCCGAGCCCGGCCCGGCACGGAGCCCCCGCCGCCGCCAUGGCACAGAUCCUGCCCAUCCGCUUCCAGGAGCACCUCCAGCUCCAAAAUCUGGGCAUCAACCCAGCCAACAUCGGGUUCAGCACUCUGACAAUGGAGUCUGACAAGUUCAUCUGCAUCCGAGAGAAAGUGGGAGAGCAGGCCCAGGUGGUGAUCAUUGACAUGAACGACCCCAGCAACCCCAUCCGGAGACCCAUUUCAGCUGACAGCGCCAUCAUGAACCCUGCCAGCAAAGUCAUCGCCCUCAAAGCUGGGAAGACGCUGCAGAUCUUCAACAUCGAGAUGAAGAGCAAGAUGAAGGCUCACACCAUGACAGACGACGUCACCUUCUGGAAGUGGAUCUCCCUGAACACCGUGGCCCUGGUGACGGAUAAUGCCGUUUACCACUGGAGCAUGGAGGGGGAGUCCCAGCCUGUGAAGAUGUUUGACCGCCACUCCAGCCUGGCCGGCUGCCAGAUCAUCAACUACCGCACCGACGCCAAGCAGAAGUGGCUGCUGCUCACGGGCAUCUCCGCACAGCAAAACCGUGUGGUGGGAGCAAUGCAGCUGUAUUCUGUGGAUAGAAAAGUGUCCCAGCCCAUCGAGGGACAUGCAGCCAGCUUUGCACAGUUCAAGAUGGAAGGAAAUGCUGAAGAAUCCACUCUCUUCUGUUUUGCAGUAAGAGGCCAAGCUGGGGGUAAGCUGCACAUCAUUGAAGUUGGCACACCACCUACUGGGAAUCAGCCCUUCCCAAAGAAAGCUGUGGAUGUCUUCUUCCCUCCUGAAGCACAGAGUGACUUCCCUGUUGCCAUGCAGAUCAGUGACAAGCAUGAUGUGGUGUUCCUCAUAACAAAAUAUGGCUACAUCCACUUGUACGACCUGGAAACCGGCACCUGCAUCUACAUGAACAGAAUCAGCGGAGAGACCAUAUUUGUUACUGCACAGCACGAAGCGACAGCCGGAAUUAUUGGAGUCAACAGAAAGGGACAAGUGCUGUCGGUGUGUGUGGAGGAGGAGAACAUCAUCCCCUACAUCACCAACGUGCUGCAGAACCCCGACCUGGCGCUGCGGAUGGCCGUGCGCAACAACCUGGCGGGGGCUGAGGAGCUCUUUGCCAGGAAAUUCAACGCGCUCUUUGCACAAGGGAACUACUCUGAGGCAGCAAAAGUGGCAGCCAAUGCCCCAAAGGGAAUCCUUCGUACUCCAGACACUAUCCGCCGCUUCCAGAGUGUCCCAGCUCAGCCAGGACAGACCUCCCCUCUGCUCCAGUACUUUGGCAUCCUGCUGGACCAGGGGCAGCUGAACAAGUACGAGUCCCUGGAGCUGUGCAGACCGGUGCUGCAGCAGGGCCGCAAGCAGCUCCUGGAGAAAUGGUUAAAAGAAGACAAGCUGGAGUGCUCGGAGGAGCUGGGAGACCUCGUGAAAUCUGUAGAUCCUACACUAGCACUGAGUGUCUAUCUGAGAGCCAACGUUCCAAACAAGGUCAUCCAGUGUUUUGCUGAAACAGGACAAGUCCAGAAGAUUGUUUUGUAUGCUAAGAAGGUUGGAUAUACUCCAGACUGGAUAUUUUUGCUGAGGAAUGUAAUGAGAAUCAGCCCUGAUCAAGGACAGCAGUUUGCACAAAUGCUUGUUCAAGAUGAAGAGCCUCUUGCAGAUAUAACACAGAUUGUGGAUGUCUUUAUGGAAUAUAAUCUAAUCCAGCAAUGCACAGCCUUCCUGCUGGACGCCCUGAAGAAUAAUCGCCCCUCCGAAGGCCCCCUGCAAACGCGUUUACUUGAGAUGAACCUCAUGCACGCCCCUCAGGUUGCAGAUGCCAUCCUGGGAAACCAAAUGUUUACUCACUACGACCGGGCUCACAUAGCUCAGCUGUGCGAGAAGGCCGGAUUGCUGCAGAGAGCCCUCGAGCACUUCACCGACCUCUACGACAUCAAGCGCGCCGUUGUUCACACUCACCUCCUCAACCCCGAGUGGUUGGUGAAUUAUUUCGGGUCCCUGUCAGUUGAAGACUCCCUGGAGUGUCUGCGUGCGAUGCUGUCCGCCAACAUCCGUCAGAACCUGCAGAUCUGUGUCCAGGUGGCUUCAAAGUACCAUGAACAGCUGUCAACACAGUCACUCAUUGAGCUCUUUGAGUCCUUCAAGAGCUUUGAAGGUUUGUUUUAUUUCCUGGGCUCUAUUGUAAACUUCAGCCAGGAUCCAGAUGUGCACUUCAAGUAUAUUCAAGCUGCCUGCAAGACAGGACAGAUUAAAGAAGUGGAAAGAAUCUGCAGGGAAAGUAACUGCUACGAUCCAGAACGUGUUAAGAACUUCCUCAAGGAAGCCAAACUCACUGACCAGCUGCCUCUCAUCAUUGUGUGCGACCGCUUUGACUUUGUCCACGACCUGGUGCUGUAUUUGUACAGAAACAACCUCCAAAAAUACAUUGAGAUUUAUGUACAGAAGGUGAAUCCAAGCCGCCUGCCAGUUGUGAUUGGGGGACUGCUUGAUGUGGAUUGCUCUGAAGAUGUGAUCAAGAACCUCAUCCUUGUAGUGAGAGGUCAAUUUUCGACUGAUGAGCUUGUUGCAGAGGUUGAGAAAAGAAACAGGCUGAAGCUGCUUCUGCCCUGGCUGGAAGCCAGAAUUCACGAGGGCUGUGAGGAGCCUGCGACCCACAAUGCACUGGCCAAAAUAUACAUUGAUAGCAACAACAACCCCGAGAGGUUCCUGCGUGAGAACCCUUACUACGACAGUCGUGUUGUUGGCAAGUACUGUGAGAAGAGGGACCCUCACCUGGCCUGUGUGGCUUACGAGCGUGGACAGUGCGAUUUGGAGCUCAUUAAUGUGUGCAACGAGAACUCCCUCUUCAAGAGUCUCUCCCGAUACUUGGUCCGUCGCAAAGACCCCGAGCUGUGGGCCAGCGUGCUGCUGGAGAGCAACCCUUACAGGAGACCCCUCAUCGACCAGGUUGUCCAGACAGCGCUGUCGGAGACCCAGGACCCCGAGGAGGUCUCUGUUACUGUGAAGGCUUUCAUGACUGCAGACCUUCCCAAUGAGCUCAUUGAGCUGCUGGAGAAAAUAGUUCUUGACAACUCCGUGUUCAGUGAGCACAGGAACCUGCAGAACCUCCUCAUCCUGACAGCCAUCAAGGCUGAUCGUACCCGUGUCAUGGAGUACAUCAACCGCCUGGACAACUACGACGCCCCAGAUAUCGCCAACAUAGCCAUCAGCAACGAGCUCUUCGAGGAGGCGUUUGCCAUCUUCAGGAAGUUCGAUGUCAACACAUCAGCUGUGCAGGUGUUGAUAGAGCACAUUGGGAACCUGGACCGCGCGUACGAGUUCGCGGAGCGCUGCAACGAGCCCGCGGUGUGGAGCCAGCUGGCCAAGGCACAGCUCCAGAAGGGGAUGGUAAAGGAAGCCAUUGACUCCUACAUUAAAGCAGAUGAUCCUUCCUCAUACAUGGAGGUUGUUCAAGCUGCUAAUGCCAGUGGGAACUGGGAAGAGCUGGUGAAGUAUCUCCAGAUGGCACGGAAGAAGGCCCGGGAGUCGUACGUGGAAACGGAAUUAAUCUUCGCUCUUGCUAAAACCAACCGGCUGGCAGAGCUGGAGGAGUUCAUCAACGGCCCCAACAACGCACACAUCCAGCAGGUGGGCGAUCGCUGCUACGACGAGAAGAUGUACGAGGCGGCCAAGCUGCUGUACAACAACGUGUCCAACUUCGGCCGCUUGGCCUCCACCCUGGUGCACCUCGGGGAGUACCAGGCGGCCGUGGACGGCGCUCGGAAAGCCAACAGCACCCGCACGUGGAAAGAGGUCUGCUUCGCUUGUGUGGAUGGGAAAGAAUUCCGCCUGGCUCAGAUGUGUGGGCUCCACAUCGUGGUGCACGCGGAUGAGCUGGAGGAGCUGAUCAACUACUACCAGGAUCGUGGCUACUUUGAGGAGCUGAUCACCAUGCUGGAAGCAGCACUUGGGCUCGAGCGAGCACACAUGGGGAUGUUCACAGAGCUAGCAAUUCUCUACUCCAAAUUCAAGCCACAGAAGAUGAGGGAGCACUUGGAGCUGUUCUGGUCCAGAGUCAACAUCCCUAAGGUUCUGAGAGCUGCAGAACAAGCCCAUCUCUGGGCUGAACUGGUGUUCUUGUAUGAUAAGUAUGAAGAGUAUGAUAAUGCCAUCAUCACAAUGAUGAAUCACCCAACAGAUGCUUGGAAAGAAGGCCAGUUCAAAGAUAUCAUCACUAAGGUGGCCAAUGUGGAGCUGUAUUACAAGGCAGUUCAGUUCUAUUUGGAAUUCAAACCUCUCUUGCUCAACGACCUGCUGAUGGUGUUGUCCCCUCGGCUUGACCACACUCGUGCUGUCACCUUCUUCACAAAGGUUAAACAGCUGCCCCUGGUUAAGCCUUACCUGCGCUCAGUUCAGAACCACAACAACAAAUCAGUGAAUGAGUCCCUCAACAACCUCUUCAUUAUUGAAGAAGACUACCAGGCUCUUAGGACUUCUAUAGAUGCUUACGACAACUUUGACAACAUCUCCCUGGCGCAGCGGCUGGAGAAGCACGAGCUGAUCGAGUUCCGAAGGAUCGCCGCCUAUCUCUUCAAAGGGAACAACCGCUGGAAGCAGAGCGUGGAGCUCUGCAAGAAGGACAGGCUCUACAAGGAUGCCAUGCAGUACGCUUCGGAAUCCAAAGACACCGAGCUGGCAGAGGAGCUGCUGCAGUGGUUCUUGCAGGAGAACAAGAGGGAGUGCUUUGGGGCUUGUCUCUUCACCUGCUACGAUCUCCUAAGGCCAGAUGUCGUCUUGGAAACGGCGUGGAGGCACAACAUUAUGGACUUUGCCAUGCCAUACUUUAUUCAGGUCAUGAAGGAAUACUUGACCAAGGUUGAUGCAAUAAAGGAAAAGGUGGAUAAACUGGAUGCCUCGGAGUCUUUGAGAAAGGAAGAGGAGCAAGCUACAGAAACACAACCUAUUGUUUAUGGCCAGCCCCAGCUCAUGCUGACAGCGGGACCCAGCGUGGCAGUUCCUCCACAAGCACCUUUUGGCUACGGCUACACCGCCCCUCCCUACGGGCAGCCCCAGCCUGGCUUUGGGUACAGCAUGUGAGCUGCAGCUCAGCUCGCUCGGGAGCAGCGUCUUUUCUUACUGAAACUCCACCGUCCCUCCCCGCUUUAACUCAUAACAGGGAAAAGCAAAGAGUUCUGCCUCGUGUUCUUGUAACCUUGAUUUCAUGAAGGACUGGUUUUUUCUAGCGCCAACGAUUUGAAUCACUUCUGUUUAAAAUCUUUUUUUUUUUUUUUUUUUUCACAUUCCAUGUCAUUUAGACUUUUACUUUCAGAGGGGGAAUGGUUUAAAAAACGACUUUGUUCAAGUGGGCUUUUGCAGGACUGCUUAUUACCAUUAAGUCUAUUGUGAAGAUCCUGAUUUGCACUCUAUAGUGUUACACUCUAAUAUUGAAUCUUAAGUUCAUUGUAUGUGAGCAGCUUUACGGUAUGUACUGUCUAUUCUAAAUGCAUUUUCAGUCUCACUGUAUAUUUGGAGAAAGCUAAAGCCAAGAUACUCGUAUUUGACCUUGCAAGACUGCUGACAAGAGACAACACUAAUCAGCAUAUCCUCCCUGGGUUGGAUUGCAUAGCUCUAAAAGAAUUUACAAUGCGUACAGACAACCUUGCCUGACUUCAAAUGAGUAAAAAAUUUUGGGUUUUUUUUGUUGGUUUUGUUUUUUUGGUUUUGUUUUUUUUUUCCUUAACCUAUGCAGGUUUUUCCAGUUAUGCAUAUAGAAAAAUGCUAGUGUCUUUUUGCUCACUCCAUAUGUAACAGAUGACCUUAUGUUGUGCUGUAUCCUGUGCUUUUUGUGGGACAUUCCAUUCAGGAACAGAGCACCAUGAUUCCAAUCUGUGUAUUUACUAACCCUGCCCUGAGGUUUGUGUAUGUUGGAUAUUGUGGUGUUUUAGAUCACUGUUUUGAGUGUACAGAAGAGAGAAUUCAAAGCAUAUUUGCUGUUCAGUUUUGUUUGUGCAAUUUGAAAUGACGCGAUUUAAAAAUAAAUUACUGGACUGUGGACAUGCUGCACAGUGGUAGCUUCUACUUUACUGUCUUCAAAAAAAGGACCUUCCAACUCAGCCCAAGUAUUAACAGUGCUGCUGGUGUGGGGCAAGGCAGGCAGGGCUCUGAGGGGCCAGGAGAAGAGCAGCAAUGGGGACCAGUAGUGGGGUCUUGCACUGAGGGGGCAAUACAGGAAAAUAUGUAACGCUUUUUCUAGAGAAAGGUGAUGGCAGAGAGAGAAAUAAAAAUAGCACUUUUCACCAGUUGGCUGCACUGUGGUCAACUCCAGCAGAUUUGAGCAGAUGAUACGUUAGGAUUGUGGUAGGGUGUGCCAGUUCAAUUGAGAUCAUGUUCUAGGUAUGUAAAUUGCCUUAAACAUAUUUAGCUUCAAAUAAAAUUGACUUAAAUGUU
Myiozetetes cayanensis is the source of this 6523-nucleotide messenger RNA. It is a transcript of the gene CLTC, whose product is annotated as clathrin heavy chain. The transcript has 33 exons. Lineage: Eukaryota; Metazoa; Chordata; Aves; Passeriformes; Tyrannidae. Gene Ontology annotation, biological process: intracellular protein transport; mitotic cell cycle; clathrin coat assembly. Gene Ontology annotation, cellular component: spindle; clathrin coat of trans-Golgi network vesicle; clathrin-coated endocytic vesicle. The coding region runs from base 125 to 5173 and encodes 1682 amino acids. The record is from RefSeq and is a predicted model, not a curated record. Gene Ontology annotation, molecular function: clathrin light chain binding; structural molecule activity.